GCCUAAAUUGGACACCGUAAACACGUCCAAUCACAUGACAUUCCAAGGCCUGCCAAUCACAAGAUGGCUGAAGGCUAAAGGUAAAAGUUGACAAAUCAGGAAUCACGUGACAGAGAAGAUGGCUACACAGUGGCGCUCAAGGGAAAGAAAUUACCCAGAAGAGCUUGAGUCUUGGCACCUGGAGAGAGUCACUGUUGAGAAUGAGGACUAUCACCCACUGAAACUCAUCACUGUGACUGAAUCCAAGACUAAAAAAGUGGGGCGAAAAGAGAGCACAUCCUCCAGUUCAUCAUCAAGCUCAUCUAAUUCUGUGGCUGAUCCUCUCAGCAGUGUAUUGGAUGGCACAGACCCUCUGUCCUUGUUUGCAGCAACAACAACAGAGCCAGUCGCAUCAAAUGUGGAAGGCAAAAGAAAAAAGAAUGAGACUGAAGUGUAUGUUGGAAGUGACUUUGAGCCUUGGUCAAGCAAACGGGGAGAAAUCCUGGCCAGAUACACAACAACAGAGAAGCUUUCCAUUAAUCUCUUCAUGGGCUCUGACAGAGGCAAACCUACAAAUACAGGCUCAGCUGUCUCAGAAAAAGUAAGAACAAGACUCGAGGAACUGGAUGACCUUGAAGAGGGAUCACAAAAAGAACUUUUGAACUUAACUCAGCAAGAUUACAUUAGUCGUAUUGAGGAGCUGAACCAGUCACUAAAGGAUUCCUGGGCAUCAGAUCAGAAAGUCAAAGCCCUAAAGAUUGUUAUACAGUGCUCUAAACUUCUCUCUGAUACAACAGUGAUCCAGUUUUACCCGAGCAAAUUUGUGUUAAUUACGGAUAUCCUGGAUACUUUUGGAAAACUAGUAUAUGAACGAAUCUCUUCGAUGUGCACGGAUAGUCGUUCUUUAUUACCUGCAAAUUUCUCUCCGGAAACUGUAAAUGACACUGCCAAAGAGACCUGCCUAAACUGGUUCUUUAAGAUAGCAUCCAUCAGAGAACUUGUUCCUAGAUUCUAUGUGGAGGCAGCAAUACUGAAGUGCAACACAUUUCUCUCUAAGACAGGAAUAUCUGAGAGUCUUCCCCGUCUAACAUCUAUGAUCAGAGGAAUAGGUGACCCCCUAGUGGCAGUGUAUGCCAGAGCGUAUCUCUGCAGGGUUGGAAUGGAAGUUGCUCCUAAUGCAAAAGAAAGUCUUAACCGGAACUUCUUUGAUUUCUUACUUACGUUUAAGCUAAUUCACAGUGACACAGUGCAGAAUCAGCUGGCGGUUCAGGCUGUAGAGAUUCCAAUUUACCUCACACUGUAUUCUCCUGCCAUUGACUGGAUGUUACGGUGCAUUGCAUAUCGUGCUCCAGAGACACUGUUAACAGAAAUGAUGGAACGCUGCAAGAAGCAAGGAAACAAUGCCUUGCUGCUGAAUUCAGUCAUGUCUGCUUUCAGAGCAGACUUUAUUGCAACCAGAUCAAUGGACUUUAUUGGAAUGAUUAAAGAAUGUGACGAGUCUGGCUUUCCUAAGCACCUUCUAUUUCGUUCACUUGGAUUAAACCUGGCUUUGGCUGAUCCUCAUGAGAAUGAUAGGCUUCAGAUUUUAAAUGAAGCUUGGAAAGUGAUCACAAAGUUAAGAAACCCACAGGAUUACAUUAACUGUGCUGAAGUUUGGGUUGAAUACACAUGCAAGCAUUUUACAAAACGAGAGGUGAAUACUAUACUGGCAGAUAUAAUUAAGCACAUGACUCCCGAUCGUGCAUAUGAGGAUGCAUAUCAGCAGUUACAGUCAGUGAUAACAAAGGUCAUUACUCAUUUCCAAGACUUUUCAGUCCUUUUUUCUGUGGAGAAAUUCCUUCCAUUUCUGGAUAUGUUUCAGAAAGAAAGUGUCAGAGUGGAGGUUUGCAAGUGCAUCAUGGAAGCUUUCAUCCGGCAUCAGCAGGAAGUGACAAAAGAUCCAGUGAUACUCAAUGCUCUUCUUCAUGUAUGCAAGACCAUGCACGACUCUGUGAAUGCUCUGACCCUUGAAGAUGAAAAGAGAACAUUGUCUAACUUGAUCAACGGGUUUAUACGAAUGGUCUCCUUUGGACGGGACUUUGAACAACAGCUGAGUUUUUACGUUGAAACCAGAUCAAUGUUUUGCAAUCUAGAGCCAGUGCUUAUCCAGUUAAUCCAUAGUGUGAACCAUCUUGCCAUGGAGACAAAAAAGGUGAUGAAAGGAAAUCAUUCAAGGAAGACUGCUUCAUUUGUCAGAGCUUGCGUUGCCUUCUCCUUUAUAACCAUCCCGUCUCUGACUAGCGUCUUCACGCGGCUCAAUCUGUACCUGCUUUCAGGCCAGGUGGCCCUAGCAAACCAGUGUCUUUCACAAGCGGAUGCCUUCUUUAAAGCUGCAGUAAGCCUUGUUCCUGAUGUCCCAAAGACUAUCAAUAUAGAUGGGAAGAUGCGCUCCUCUGAACCCUUUCUCUUGGAGUUCCUUGCCAAUUUCUUCUCCACGUUACUGGUUGUUCCUGAUCAUCCAGAACAAGGAGUUCUUUUCCUAGUACGGGGUCUUCUAAAUGUCAUAGAAGAUUAUACAUGGGAAGAUAAUAGUGAUGAUAAAGUGCGGAUCUACACCAGUGUGUUACAUCUCCUUGCUGCCUUGAGCCAAGAAAGCUAUUUGUAUCAUGUGAGCAAAGUUGACUCUAAUGAUAAUCUUUACGGAGGAGACACAAAGUUCCUGGCAGAAAUUAACCGACUUUGUGAUACACUAAUAGGACAAAUUUUGGAGCAUCUGAAGACCCUCGGGAAAGAAAAGACGCUGAAACGUCAGAGUUAUUUAGCCUUGCUGAUUUUCAACAGCAUUCUUGCUCAUGGAGAUCUGAGGAACAAUAAACUGAAUCAGCUGGCUGUAAACCUGUGGAAUCUAGCUCAAAAGCAUGGCUUUGCCGACACCAAAACUAUGGUGAAGACCUUAGAAUACAUCAAGAAGAAAAGUAAGGAGCCCGAAUGGAGUCAUUUCAGUGACCUUGCAGCAAGACUUCCUUUACAGUCGAGAACCUAGAACUUCUAGGACCUAGAAGUGAUCAAGCUGUUUCCGAUCAGGUGUCAUCAACUUAACUAAGUCUCAGAAUCUCUUGGGUUUAGGAUUUUGCGAGUUUUAACGCAUGGCCAAGACAGCCUAGGAGGGAGGAGUUACAACGUUUGCCCAGCAACUGAGGUUGUGUUUAUCAAAGGUUUGGCAUCCAACAAUUUGCAAUUGUUUGAUUGUUCCCCUACAAUUUUGUAAAAUAAAUGCUAUUGUAAUACCAAGGGGGUGUUGAAUGAUUUGCAAAUGGUUUUCCCUUUAAGAAAGAGAUGCCAAACUAGGGGCCUCCUAAUGAACUUCUUGACCACCACGCAGCUAGCUGCAGUUGCUAUAAAGUAUUACCUGUUUUUUAAUUGUUUCUGUUGUCCAUUUCAGAUUAAAUGAAACAGUACUGUCCUUAUGCACAGUAAUAUGGCCCAUUUAUUGGAGACUUAAAUGGAGCGUUAAGGCCUUGUUGGUAUUGACUAAGAAUUGUAGCUCUGUAAAGCACAGAUGAGUUAUUGCCAGCUCUUCCUGGUUGUAGUGUAUACAGUUUGUGUAUAUACAGUGCCUUGCAAAAGUCUUCACCUUUAGCGGCAAUUACAGCUGCAAGUGGCUUUGGAUAAGUCUCUGAGCUUGCCACAUUUUGCCACUUGGAUUUUUGCCCAUUCCUCAAGGCAAAACUGCUCCAGCUCCUUCAUGUUGGUUUUCGUUUGUAAACCGCAAUCUUCAAGUCUGACCACAGAUUCUGAAUU
Messenger RNA from Xenopus laevis (African clawed frog), 3759 nucleotides. RefSeq names its product VPS35 endosomal protein sorting factor like S homeolog (gene vps35l.S). Gene Ontology annotation, biological process: endocytic recycling. Gene Ontology annotation, cellular component: endosome. The coding region runs from base 119 to 3001 and encodes 960 amino acids. NCBI's taxonomy places the organism in Eukaryota, Metazoa, Chordata, Amphibia, Anura, Pipidae. The transcript has 31 exons. The record is from RefSeq and is a predicted model, not a curated record.